Paramormyrops kingsleyae is the source of this 6248-nucleotide messenger RNA. It is a transcript of the gene foxo1a, whose product is annotated as forkhead box O1 a. Gene Ontology annotation, biological process: regulation of transcription by RNA polymerase II. Gene Ontology annotation, cellular component: nucleus. Gene Ontology annotation, molecular function: RNA polymerase II cis-regulatory region sequence-specific DNA binding; DNA-binding transcription factor activity, RNA polymerase II-specific. The record is from RefSeq and is a predicted model, not a curated record. NCBI's taxonomy places the organism in Eukaryota, Metazoa, Chordata, Actinopteri, Osteoglossiformes, Mormyridae.
GUAACGGCGUGUCAGGCUGUACAGUCUGCAGGCUCCGUCCGCUGCUGACGAGACUCUAUGCGGGCAGAAAGUAUGCUGACAGCGGACUGUCAGACUCCAGAUCACAAAAACCGCCGCCGUAAUAAGAUCCAGACGCCUAGGGAGGCUCUUAAAAAAGGCAGAUCAAUUAGGGUUCUGGGCUGUUAGUUUCUGGUUUCUCUAAUGCGAGCGCUAAAGGGAGCUGACAGCAAGCUAGUUUGUCUGCAGAGUGACGGAGUUACUUUCCUCUCCGCUUGCAUGUGCGCUACUCGCCGUCGCUGUGUAUGACACACUUUUAAUUUUGUUUUUGAUAUUUUAAAAUAUAUGUUUUUGUUGGGAGUUCUAUGUAAAAGAUAGAUUGGAGUUGGUAUUGUUUUUAUAAUUAUAAUUAAAAAAAUUCUUUGGCUGUGAUCAUGGCUGAGGCAGCCCAGCAGUUCGUAGACAUCGACCCGGACUUCGAGCCGCAGACGCGGCCGCGUUCGUGCACCUGGCCGCUGCCUCGGCCGGAGCUCAUCAACCCGGCCGACUCCGGCACGUCCUCGCCGGCCCCGUCUGUCAAACAGGAGCCGGUCGGCGGCACCGAUUUCAUCGGCAGCCUCAGUCUGUUGGAGGAAGCCGAAGACUUUCCGGAGGAGAAAGGCGCUACGUGCGGCGGCUUCCAGUGUCGGGACGGCUGCGCGCACCAGCAGCAGCAACGGCAGCAUCCAAGCUCCCAGCUGCCGCAACAGGUGGCCGCGCUGCCCGCUCCGCUCGGUUCCUCCGCCGCCGCUCAGCGGAAAAGCGGCACGUCCCGCCGCAAUGCCUGGGGGAAUAUGUCCUACGCCGACCUGAUCACCAAAGCGAUCGAGAGUUCGCCAGAGAAGCGACUCACCCUCUCCCAGAUCUACGACUGGAUGGUCAGGAGUGUGCCCUACUUCAUGGACAAGGGUGACAGCAACAGCUCGGCGGGCUGGAAGAACUCAAUCCGGCACAACCUGUCGCUGCACAGCCGCUUUGUGCGCGUCCAGAACGAGGGGACGGGCAAGAGCUCCUGGUGGAUGCUCAACCCGGAGGGUGGCAAGAGCGGCAAGUCCCCCCGGCGCCGCGCGGCCUCCAUGGACAACAACAGCAAGUUUGCCAAGAGCCGUGGGCGGGCUGCCAAGAAGAAGGUGUCGCUCCAGGGGGCGCCAGAGGGUGGUGCCGAGAGCCCCGGGUCCCAGUACUCCAAGUGGCCGGGCAGCCCAAACUCGCACAGCAAUGACGACUUUGAUGCAUGGGGGCCCAUCCGCAAGCGCAGUGGCUCCAACGCCAGCACGCUGAGCGGCCGCCUCUCGCCCUUCAUGGCCGAGCAGGACGACCUGACUGACGGCGAUGUACACAUGGUCUACCCCGGGGGACCCAGCUCCAAGAUGGCGACCACGUUGCCCAGUCUUUCGGAGGUGACAGGCUCACUCGGCUCUGAGACCGUCAUGGAGAGCCUCCUGGGAAACCUUAAUCUGCUGUCCCCCAAGAACUCGCAGGUGGGGGCAGCCGGGCAGGGUGGAGGAUCCGCCCAGUCGUCACCCUCCUCGAUGAUGCAGACCAGCCCUGGGUACCCUGCCUACAGCUCCCCCAGCAUGGUGGCCCCACCCACUCAGGACUACCGCAAGUGCCUGUAUGGGCAACCUGGAGUUGGCGGCCUGUCGCCCCUCCCCAUGCAGCCCCUCCCCAAGGGCAAGUCUCUGAACCAAUAUGGCUGCCAGACCGGGCUCCUCAAAGAGCUGCUCACGUCAGACUCCGACCCCCAUGGCAACCUCAUCCCCUCAGUGGAGACGGCGGCAGGCCAGCCAGGUGGGGCCAGAGGCCUGUUAACCUCCUAUAGCGCCAGCCAGGCAGGCCACGGGAGCAAGAUGAUUGGCCAAGGAAGCUUGCAGCCCCUCCCCCACACUCAUCCCCUUCACGGGCCAGCUCCUCCUACACAGGUGAUCCUAAAUGGGCGUACCCUGAUGCCCCUUGGCGGCAUGAGGAGCCCCGGCCACCUGGCACCCGAGAAGCCCUCCAUGCCAACGCCCUUCCCUUGCUCCGCCCACCUUGGCGGGGGGGUCCCACCUGCCUACUGCACCUUCAACGGCAACGGUUACAUGCGGCCCGGCUUGCCACAGCCACACGAGAAGCUGCCCAGCGACCUGGUGGACGUGUCCUUCGAGAGCUUCGAUUGUGACAUGGAGUCCAUCCUGCAUGACGCGCUCAUGGACGGUGACUCGCUGGACUUCAACUUUGACCCCACGGUGGCCCCACAGGGCUUUGCCCAUGGUGUGAAGACCACCACACACAGCUGGGUGUCCGGGUAAAGUCCCCCACAUGUGCGGAAGUCCCUGAUGGUGCCCAGAUAUGCUCUCCAGUGAAGAGGAACACAGAUCCACCCCAAAUUUGCAGACCUUACCUGGUAUACGGUAUAUAUGCAGUUAUCUAGUAUUAUCUAACAUCACAGGGAAAAUGACCUCAUUGGGUAAGGUUCAUGUGACCAUGCUUGUCCCAUUUUUUUUUUUUCUUUUUUUGGUUGGUUGCUUUAGACACUUUCCCUCCAUCGUCAUUCAAAGAAACAAGUAACAGUUCAUUCUUGGGGGGGCGGAGCUCAACCGCAUUGGCCCACAGCCUCAUUGGCCCACAGCCUCAUUGGCCCACGGGCAUUACGUAAGGUGGAGCAUAAAGCAUGAUUUUAUUUAUUUAUCUUUGUCGGCUAUGAAACAUUCUCUUGACCUUCACCCCCCACCCCUCUUAUCUGGGUUGUGAACAUAUAACAGCCCCCCCCAGCUUUAUUGAGACAUGAGUUAUUUCUGCUGUGAAUUGUUUCAUGUAAAAAUAUCACCGUCAUCCCAGAACUGGAAGUUCUGCUCAAUCCAAAGAAGAACUCAUAAUUCUCCCUCAUUUUUGAGACUCAAAUCCUGCCCAGAAAAUGUUUACCAACCUGUUCAGAUUUGUUUUUUUUAAUUUUUACUGUAAAUAAUCAAGUGCCAAUCUCUCAACAGCAGGUUUCAAUGUUGGUGGUCUUGUUUUAAAUUCAUUGUUACGCGUUCUUUCAAAAAAGUCCUGGUGUUUGCCGUGACUUACCAUCUUGUGGCAGCAUUCAGACACAUUGGCACUCGCGGUCACUCACGGACACUCGUGGUCACUCACGGACACGCACUUACCAACGCACGCCGUUACUCACACACACACAUGGUCACUCAAUGGACACACACCGGCCGGUUUGUCUCGCUGUAUGUUGGCACCCAGGUCGACUUUGCUCCCUGUGAAUCGCCGUCUUUCACAGUUAAGCAGGCAGUCACAGAUCACUGCUGAGACCUCUGCCUGCUGCUUGUUUGUAAUUCAGGUCCUGCUUGUCAGCUUUGAUCAGAUCAAACCACAAGGAUGUGCACUCCCCCCAAUUAUGAGACUUGUUCCUCUGCUCUCCCCACUGCACACUUUUUCUUAGGUGAAACAGGUCUACGUUUUCUUCUGAAAUACUUUUUAACUUUGUCCUGUACCUGUUGCUGGGAAGGAAAACUAACUUGAGAGAAAAGAGAGCACGUACAUCAAUGCUGCUGCUGAAAAAUGAAUGCUUUACUGGUUCCAGUUGGGGUGGAUCAGGCAGUGAUUGACAGUGAUUGGCAGUGAUUGACAGUGAUUGGCAGUGGUGGGUGUCAAAGCCUCACUUUGGCUUUAGAUCUGAUGGCGGCAGGGCCUAAAUUAUGUGAAUGAAUGAGUCCAUAGGGAUUGUGGGAUAUUGUUACUUCAUGAUAUUACCUCUCCUCUCAUAUUAGAUGUACCAUACUGAGUGUUUUUAAUCUCAGACGGCAAGUUUACAGAAUAGUAACGCAAAUCAGUUUUUGCCAAAGAUUUUAGCUGUACAUCUGGAGAAAAAUAACUGAAUGAUGUUUUAUUUACGUUGAGCUUGUAUCACUUCCUGCUGGAAGGCGCUUUUUGGUGAGGCUGUUAAUUAGGCACUUUUUAUUUACACUUUUUUUUGUAAAUACAUGAAAUGUAUAAUAAUAAUUGAGACAUAUUUGAAAUCCAGACGAUGGUAUAUUUGAUGAAGAUUCUCUCUGUCUCUCUCUCUCUCUCCCUCUCCCUCCCUCCCUCCCUCUCUCUCUCUCUCUCUCUCUCUCUCUCUCUGCCUCCUGGCACUUACCACACAUGGCGUAAACGUGCCUUUCCUGACACCCUUCUCCGGCAGUACAGUGACACGCUACCAUCCGCCCCCCCCAGCAGAAAUCCACACGUCGUAUACGUGAUAUACCAGCAGUGGCAGGGCGUGCAGCAUGCUGUAGCUUCCUGCACCUUCCCUGAGCCCGCUGAAGAGCGGCAGCUGAUCUGGAUGCACAGCAGGAAUCCUACCACUGUGCUUGACAAGGCCGCAAACUCCUAUGUUUCAGGGUAAUGGAAGGCUAUUACGUGCUGAUUUUUAUGAUAUUGCACUAAAUAUAAAUUUGGUAUGUUUAAUGGAGAAUCUAAAAUAGUUCAGAAAUAGUCCUCUACUUCAGAAUGGUUUUUCCUCAGUGAGCGUAAGUGCAGGCAUAAUUAAAAUUUUUCCUUCAAAGACGAUUGGCUCUGUAGUGUCGCUGUAAAUUAACCAAUCACAAUACAGGUUGAUGAAGUGGCUGUUUAAAGCGUCCAUUUGUUUCUUAAUCAGCACUUGCAGUAUUGCACAGGGCGCCGUAACCCUACGGCUGCCCACAGCUGCGUUUUGGGGGAGGAUCUCGUUGUUGUACCUUUGAGCCCAUUUACGCGCAGCUCUGGUGAAAUGUCCAGCUACGACCGUGUAGGCUGCUUUGGAUGAAAACUUCAGCUACGAAAUAAUUACCCAAAGCAACAACAUUCCCGCUGUCUGUUUCUCAGUACAACAUGGAGGGGCAAGAUGGGAGAAUCAAGGCCGAAGCCAAGGAUGGACAUUCUGUUAGACUGUCAGGCGCCCCCUGGUUCAUGACACAUCUAGGAUGGAAUGUAGUCUACUCUUUCGUUUUUCCUUUUUUUGUGGCACUCUUAAAUCGCGGCUUGUUCCUGAUUACAGCUUACACACAUGAAAUCGCAGAGAUUCCGCGUCCGCAUACUUGAGUUAAAGCGUAAGCUGAAUUUUUUCGGGUUUUGGGUCUUGACUUAAGGGAAGCGGCUUCUAGAGGCAGGUUGUGCUUAACUGCUCCAGCCGUGCGGCCGUCAUCUGCCAGAGAAUGAAACGCUCCCUGGAGUUGUUGUACCCCCUAAUAUUUUAAGUCCUGACGCGUGAUCGUAGCACAAGCACGCUGUGGUCGGACAUUUCAGAGCACCGAGUGCAAUCUCUGGCAAAAUAAACCUUUAUGAACAACGAGUGGUUUAUAACAGCUAUACAACAGUGAAAAUAUUCUUUAUUAUUACCAAGUGUAAAUGAUCGCUUUGUGAAUUUUGCGCAGUAUAUAACCUAUGCAUUCUUGUAAUUUUUUUUUUUUGUACUUGUACCAACGAUGAGAGAAAUUGUAUUUUAGAGUUGUGGAGAUUUUUAUGUCCUUGUAUUUGUUAAAGAUAGUUCUACAAAAAAAAUGAGGCGCAUUUAGAUGCUGAUGCUUGGCUUUUUUGGUAAACUGACAAUAUUAUUCUUGUAUUUAGCUUUCAUUUGUAGGAAAAAAUGUAAAACAUAAAAAAAUUCUCAAAUAUGGAGGAAAAUCUAUAUUAAAUUAAUUUUUGUUUAACUUGGCAGAUCUUUGGACCAAUUUAUAUCAAUUUGAAUAAUAAAAAAAACAAUGUUUUUAAUCCGCAUUUUAUAAGUGGCACUUUUCACAAAAAGUGAGGAAAGUGACCUUAUUUUAAAACACCGUUAUAAACGGCAUUGUAACAUUUCUUACCUUGUGUACAGUACGUUUUAUUCAAAUGGCAGAAGUAAAUGUGCAAUUAUGUAUUAAAAAAAACUGAAUAUAUAAGUAUAUACCUAUUUAAGAUAGGCCUUAUCUAUAUAUAUAUAUAUAUAGUUGCUUCUGAGUGGCUAACAAACUGGAAGAGUUUAAUUGGAACGGUUUGUUAAUUAGAAACGUUUAUUAGUUAAUUGCUGCUUUUUCUGCGGUGAUCCAUCCUGAUAUUUAUGCAGACGACAUGUCUCAUCCACCAGCACGAAGACAAGCCUUCUGAGUUUUUACUUCAAUGUCACAGACGUGAUUGUAUUACCCUAAAACACAAAGUCAGAAAAUGUCUUAUUUUUUUUCCUUUGCAGCUGCUGAAUGAAGCCAUCACCUUGUACAUAAAUUAUGAUAUUGGGAAAAACGCUG